AUGUAACACUCAUGUCCGAGUUCAGUUGGAAGAAUGUGUUCUACACGGUAGCUCAGUGCGUUAACUUGGCAUGGUAACAUCCAAAAACUAUAAGACUAAAAUCCCAGUUUUAAGUUGGUAAAAUGUUGGCAUUUAAGUUUCUGAAGCAAGUCCGUGGAACAAUAGACAAAUAACACCUUUAAUGGACACCAUAUUGUGAAGUAGCAGAUAUUAGACGUUAGCAUCUUAACGCGUUAGCUAACGUUAGCAUCCGCUAGCUGGCUAGCUUACGUGUUAUAAGCAACACAGGAGCACAAUUCAAUCAAGAAAAAGGCACUCAAGGCAGAUGUCGUCACUUCCUGUAACUACAAACCAGCAGUGCGGGAUUUCAGUGUGACCACUGCAACCCUCCUCCAUGCCAGCCACCUCCAAUACCUAUACCUGGGUCCAGGUGGUGACAAGGCUUGCUCUGCUAAGAUCCAGGCUGGCUGCUCUGGGGUGAGACCCUGGAUGUGAAGUGCUGAGGCCCAACUGAUUUCAACACCUGGAUCUAGGGAUUGUGUCCCAAACUUUUGACCAACUUCUCCCUUAAGACGACGGCAAAAAUGUGACAACUGGACUCUAACCGCACCAUGUGACCGGCUAUUAUGGAUCUGAGAGUCAGCAUACAUUGAAACUACAUUCAUCCAGGUCGCAGUGGCAGCAAGUCAACCCAGACAUCUCUCUCCCCAGCAAUAUUUUCCAGCUCCUCCUGGGGGAUUUCAAGGCAUUCCUGGGCCAGAUGAGAUAUAUAAUCCCUCCAGUGAGUUCUAGGUCUACCCCGGGGUCUCCUUCAAGUUGGAUGUGCCCAGAAAACCUACACAGGGAGUCGACCAGGAGGCAUCCUAAUCAGAUGCACAAGCCAUCUCAACUGGCUCCGCUCAAUGUGAAGGAGAUCCGGUUCUACUUCGAGAUCCUUCCAGAUGUCUGAGCUCCUCACCCUGUCUCUAAAACAUUCAUCAUGAUCAUUAAUCAUUUGGCAGCCGUAGUAAAAAGAAAAUUACCAUUUUCAUGGAUGAACUUUAUAUCAUUAGAAAACGUCAAAAUUUGCCCUUCCUAGUUUGCACAGCAAGAUACUUGUUAAGCAUUCUUGAAUAACUCGCAGUUUUAACCAGGAAGGCCACUUUUAACAACUUUUCUCCCUCAUUAAGGCUAUGGUCCCUCUGUAACAUAACAGGGGUUGGGGGAAUAUAGUUAUUUGUUAUGCGAUGGAGCGCUCAUCCGAUCGCAGAGAAUAAUCAUGAUCUAUCACAUGAACACACGACAGUAGCACCUACAAAAACCGUGACUUUGUCCGGCUUUGAAUACUGUCGUAAAUAUCUGAGGUAAUGUGAGAACUCAACUGCAAUGUAUAUAGCAUUAUGGUAGUCAUUUUUAAUUGAUAUAGAUGUUUCAGUGGAAAAACUCUACAUAUUGUACCUUUCAGGGAUUCCAAGAUGCACAAAAAGUUUGAAGUUUACAACAGAAAAAACAAUUUGACAGUUCUCUGCUCCUGCCAAAUUCAAUAAUGAUAACAUGGGUAAACAAUAUUUCCAUUUCACCGAGUCUUGCAGAAAGAGAAUUAGGAGUUGCAAUAUCUGAGCCUGUCAAAAGUGUUUUUUUGAUAAUGCUGGAAAAUCCUUGCACAUGGCAUGCCAUCACAUUUUGCAGUUUGUAAGCCUUUAUGCUUUUCAUAUAUGCUGACCCACAAUCCUUUGUGCUGUGGAAGAUAAAACUGACAACCUUGGUGAAUGGUAUUUUCCUGCAAGUUUAACAUUUUUUGAACAGUAUUCACAUCAUAUUUGCUAGAGAGUGAACUGAUUUAUAAGCAAGAGGGUUAAAGGUUGAGGUAUGAGGAUGUUUCUUGAAUAAGAAGUCUAUUCUUAUUGGGUGCAUGCUUAAUGCAAAAUGCAUUAUUUUUCAAGGGGCAUCUGUUGCAGGGACUUGAGAAAAAGUGUAAGCUAUGUGAAUUCAAAUCUGGAGACAGUUGGCCAUUUUCGACAGCACAUUUUUGUUAAGUUUUGUCUCUUAUACAUAGGAUAUAGAGAUGAUUAAACUAAGCCACUGCAAAAGAUCCCUCACUUAUGUUACUCGCUCUUUUUUUCCUUUACUGUCAUCUUGUUAAAGGUGUUGGAGCUCAGUUCAAUACAGCUGAGACCUCCAAAGCAGCAGCCCAAGACGACACUGGCCCGCCAUAAUACAGCGCUAACUCCAUGCCUGGUCACAAUGGUCCCACUUCUGUUUUUGGUAGCAACCACGACAACAUCCAAUUCCACUGGCAAUGGCAACCACACAAAAGAAGACGUUACAUCCUCCAACCAACACAUCCUCCCCACCGUGCUGGUCCUGUCCUUGCUGCUGCUCAUCUUCGCACUGCUAGCCUGGUACUUCCUCAGGUUAAAAAACCAGAGAAAAGCAGUCGUCACAACAGUCGACAAGAAGGUACCAAAUGGCAUCCUGGAGGAACAAGAACAACAGACGGUGGUCCUCCUCCCCAGAUCCCCCUCAGCCUCCAAGACCUACUUACCUAUCCCAGUGGACCACCUGGAGGAGGAGUACCGGCUCCGCUCAGCCGACGACGGCAAGCUCUUCAGGGAGGAGUAUAAUUCACUGCCGGGGGGUAAUGCCCACGGGACGUACGAGGAGGCCAACAAGGACGAGAACAAGGAGAAGAACAGAUACCCCAACAUCCUCCCCUACGAUCAUUCCAGAGUGGUGUUGACUCAGCUGGAUGGAAAUCCCUGUUCAGACUAUGUGAAUGCUUCUUAUAUUGACGGUUUUACGGAAAAGAACAAAUUCAUAGCAGCACAAGGUCCGAAAGAAGACACUGUAGCAGAUUUUUGGAGGAUGAUAUGGGAGCAGAAAGUAGCAACUGUUGUCAUGCUGACAAAUAUAAAAGAAAGGAAAGAAGAUAAGUGUUACCAGUACUGGCCGGAUCAGGGCUGUUGGACGUAUGGGAAUGUUAGGGUGGCUGUGGAAGACUUCACCGUGCUCGUCGACUACACCAUACGCAAGUUUUGUGUGCAAUAUCAAGCUAGCGAUGUGGCUAAGACUCCCAGGCUUGUCACCCAGCUCCACUUCACCAGCUGGCCUGACUUUGGAGUUCCUUUCUCCCCGAUCGGCAUGCUCAAGUUCCUCAAAAAGGUCAAAGCUGUCAACCCACCAUUCUCUGGACCUAUUGUGGUCCACUGCAGCGCUGGUGUUGGGAGGACAGGAACCUUCAUCGUAAUAGACGCCAUGAUCGACAUGAUGCACGCAGAGCAGAAAGUGGAUGUGUUUGGGUUUGUCGCUAAGAUACGAGAGCAGCGAUCACAGCUCAUUCAGACAGAUAUGCAGUACUCAUUCAUCUACCAGGCCCUGCUUGAAUACUACCUCUAUGGAGACACAGAGCUGGAUGUGUCAUCUCUGGAAGGACAUCUGCACAAAUUACACAACACCUUUGCAAAUGGUGACCGGGUCGGUCUUGAGGAGGAGUUUAAGAAACUGACCAACAUGCGAAUAAUGAAGGAGAACAUGAGAACGGGGAACCUUCCUGCCAACAUGAAGAAGAACCGAGUUCUGCAAAUUAUUCCAUAUGACUUCAACAGAGUUAUUCUUUCCAUGAGAAGAGGUCAGGAGUUCACCGAUUACAUCAACGCAUCCUUUAUAGAUGGCUACAGACAAAAAGACUACUUCAUUGCCACGCAGGGCCCUCUGCCGACCACAGUGGAGGAUUUCUGGAGGAUGGUGUGGGAGUGGAAAUGUCACUCUAUUGUGAUGCUCACUGAGCUCCAGGAGAGGGAGCAGGACAAAUGUUGUCAGUACUGGCCCACUGAGGACUCAGUCACAUAUGGAGAUUACACAGUAGAGCUGAAGGGAGACACACUGUGUGACACCUUCAGUCUACGAGACUUGGUACUCACCUUUGUCCCGGAGAAGCAGACGAGGGUGAUCAGGCACUUCCACUUCCACGGCUGGCCAGAGAUCGGCAUCCCAGCCGAGGGGAAGGGCAUGAUCGACAUCAUCGCUUCGGUGCAGAGACAGCAGCAGCAGUCUGGGAACCAUCCCAUCGUCGUGCACUGCAGUGCUGGUGCAGGGCGAACAGGUACGUUCAUUGCACUGAGUAACAUCUUGGAGCGAGUCAAAGCAGAGGGCCUGCUGGACGUGUUCCAAACUGUGAAGAGUUUACGCAUGCAGAGGCCUCAUAUGGUCCAAACUGUGGAACAAUAUGACUUCUGCUACAGGGUGGUACAAGACUUUGUCGACAUUUUCUCAGACUAUGCCAAUUUUAAAUGACGAGAUUUGCCUUAAACGUGGUUUUUAAUGUUGUUUUCUAAAGCUGGUUUGUCAGUUUUAUGUGUUUCUUUAACUCGGUCAAAUGAUCUAUUUUGCUAUGCACUUGUCCUACCAUUAACUGAGACUCCAUCCUCGCUGUAAUAUAAUGUAUGUCAGUGAAUGAAAAUUGUACAUGUAAAAAAGUUUGAUUAAUAAUGUAUAUUUCACAUCAUGUAAAAUUAUUUUGUCCUGUGUUGUUUCAAACAUGGUCUCUCAUUUCAGUUUUGUUGUAUAAUAAUGUACUUUAAAUGUUUAUCUAAGUGUUAUUUUGAAUUGACCACGUAAUAUUUUCAGAGUUGUAGUUAUUGUAAAUGUAUUUAUGUACUGACGAUGACAUUCCACUCUUACGUUUGGAGAACAUGACAGGAAUGUUAAAAGUUGUUUUUAUGUAAACAUACAGCACAUGCUUUUGUUUAUUCUAUGACUUCUAUCUGAGAUCAGAGGCGAUAUUUAAACAAUUUUUCAUUGUGCUCAUGCUAUAUGCCCGUCACGAAUGUGAUACUCUUUCCAAUGGAAACAUAGUCAAACAAAGAAUGACUUCAGCCAUAAAGUUAUGCAACAUAAAAGUAACAGCUCGGGCUGAUUUCAAUAACAAAGAUUCAGGCAGAAGUUUCACUCUUAGAAUAAGCAUUACAACAGCGGCACGCAACUAGGGAUGUUCCUCAACGACUAAUUAAAAUCCAGCUACAUGCAAAUUCUAAAUGCAUCUACAUUAAGAAAACACCCCUGUCAAAAUUUAGCACUGUUUAUCUCAGAGGGGACAGUAGACAGUACACAAAGUGAAACUGGUUUGCCAAGUGUAGCUAAAGUUAGCACUGCUAGCACCACCAGCCUUCAGUCCGCCAUGCAGGUCAAAACUUGAUUUACACUUCUGCGUCACACUACUGCCUAAAUUUUUAAUACUUUGCCAAAGCACUAGUUGGCAGAGUGGUUUCUAUGCUAGUUAUAUUGUGGUCCACAUUUCUCUGCUUUCUUGUGUACGGAAAUCCAAAGUUAAUGUAUUAUGUUAGAGCACAUAAAUAGUUCGCAACUGUUUAUUAGCACAAUUAUUUUAAAGAAGUAUAGAGAGGAGAUGGACUGAGUGGAUGCUGAAUGAGUUGAAAAAGAGGACGGGAAUUUUUUUGGUGCUUGUUUAUGGCCAUUUAAAGACGUGGGGAACUGCACUCCUUGGAUGUCAGCAAGUAGUAGUUGUAGUUUUUGUUUAGUCACCAACCAAAAUUAAAAAAAAAAAAUCAACAUUGUAGAUGGUUUAAACAAAGUCAGUAGUCAUGUGUUGAGUAAUGACUGAAAAGCCAUAGGCAGAAGCAAACUGCUUAUAAAAGCCUAUCCUACAUUCUUGUUCCUUUAAGCUACUAACUUUCACAAGUGCAGAGAAACAAUAACAGACAAAUGCAUUGAAAAGACUCAAAAGUAACUUUACAAUUUUCUUCAAAAUCAAAACUGAAUUGCAUAUUUUUAGAUUUGUACCAGCAUCAUUCACAAGUUUAAUCCCAACAACAAAAACAAAUGUAAUUUUCUUGCCUUUUUAAGCUUUUGUACAGUAAACCUAGAAACAUCUCACAAAUCAUAUCAACUCUCAUGUAUUGAAGAGAACUUUUGUACAGAGUCAAAUUAAGUUGUUGAACAAUCAAAACCCCAAGGAAUUUGUUCUCAAAAUCUCUUUAGCCUAAAUGUCAACAUUACAGAUUUUAAGUUCAAUGUUAACAUCACAAUGAUUUUGAUUUCCAAGAAAACAUACAUUUAUUUUUCUUGAUAUUUAGAUUUUAUUGAUAAAAAAUCAAGUUUUGGGAUUUCCCAGCUCAUUUUCAACCCCACACAUAUAAGUUCUUUUAAAUUCUCACAAGAAAAAAAAAUAAUUUGUAUCAUCUGCAAAUAUUUAAUUCUUUUAAUCAGCAACACUGCAAAUAUCAUUGAUAAAAUUAUGAACAAUAGUGGGACUAUCUCUGAUGUCUGGGGUACCCCACAGGUAAUCUUCCUCAAGUAGAUAAGACAAACUGGUCUGUCAUCUGUAGCAAUUCAUCUCAUAUUUGAAUAAACAAAAAAUUCUGGUAGACAUUUAGAGACCAGCUGUCACCCGAUGCUACCUAGUGGACCAAUCACAGGGCUUGUGGUGCAUUUUUGAGGAGGCACAUCAGGCUAAUGCUAUUGCAUAGAUUUGACGCAGAAGUAUAAAUCAGGUUUAACAUCCACAUGACUGUACACAUUACUUUGGUCGAGUGGUAAUAAGCUAGUAUGACCUGAUACAGCCUACAUGCAACUUUAUCUCCAGUUUCUAGGUCAGAAUACUGCCACUCCUACAAAAUACUAUCAAUGCUAUGUGUUCACUGUUUGUUUACAUCCAGCCAGUAGAGCAUUAUGGCAGUACGGCAGCUGCUAACUGGAGCUACAGUGGCUACAAGUGGUGGAUGGCUGUGUUAUAGUUUGUUAGGACAGAUUAGGAUUACAGGCCUGAGUUAAUGAAAACAUUAUUUUAACAGACUAGGAAUUGUAAUGCGACAACCAAAGGAUCUAACUUUUUAGCCAGCUAAUUGUGCACAUCCCUAAUUGCAGCUGCAUUCAACAUGGAUGUAACAUUACUACAAUCUGCCUUUUAUCUAUAGACAGCAGAAGUAUUUUGCUACAACGACUGCACAUUAAAAAAGCACACACAACCAAGCCUUUUGCCUAGAAGCUGCAAUAUUCAAGAGAAUGGUUAUUGCUUUAUUUAUAUUCUAGAUUAGAGAUUGUUCACAAAUCAGUGCCAUAUGUACCUUCUGAAGACAUGUUGACCCUAUGUUGAUCCUAAGAAAAGGUAAGUAUGGAAGCUAAAUGCAGUAGAGGCAUGUUAAUUCAUGACUGAGUGGGAAAUGCACAGAUAAUACAGGACAGUAUCAAAAAAGUCCUGUGCCAUCAACAACCAUGACAUACAAAUGGUGCUUCAGUAUCUGCUUAAUGCCAGAGCAACAAAAAAUCAUCUUAUUCUCAAUGUUCAGAGUCAAUCUGGAGUACUAUUUUUCAUAUGUGAACACGAGGAAACAGACUAUUUUAUCUGAUUGUGAAACAUGCAGUAGUUCCCAUUCAUCCAUCACUCCAGUAAAAGUAAAAUUUUAGAUACCUCAACACAUUUCAAUACCAGAGAGCAGGAGUUUGCCUGCAGUUUUUUGGUAAUUAUAAAAAAAGGAGAUUUUACCUAGUAUUGGGUGCUUCUAUUUUUGUUGCAGUGGUAUUUAAACAGGUUUGGAUAGCAUUAGAUUUUCCCUACAAUCAUAUUAAAGUUUAAAUAUCUGGUAUUGUGACAACCCUAAUUCAAAUGUUUGGAAUAAUCUGAUGUGACAUUGCUUUAAUCCUCAUUGAGAUGUGUGGUUUUGUUGAUGCUGUAUGUAAAUACUACAUGACAAAGUGCUAACAUUGUGAAAGUUUGCUGAGCAGCGCAGAGCUGUAAAGUGAUUGGUUAUAUUGUGUGUGUGCUAUCUGUUGGAGAUAGUAGAAGAGACUAAAUAGUCUCUUUUCCCUCAUGGCUUCUCUUCUGUCCUUUAAAGAAUAUCAAGAUGGCUGUUUAGACAUCAGCUCUCUGCCUUUGCUCUCUCUGUGGGUGGUCUAUCCCCUUUUUGGAUUCUCAAUGUCUUUGAAAUGCAAGUUGCAAUAUUAAAUUCUUAUGAAAAU
This is a messenger RNA of Cheilinus undulatus (humphead wrasse), 7953 nucleotides long. It is a transcript of the gene ptprea, whose product is annotated as protein tyrosine phosphatase receptor type Ea. Gene Ontology annotation, molecular function: protein tyrosine phosphatase activity. The record is from RefSeq and is a predicted model, not a curated record. Gene Ontology annotation, biological process: protein dephosphorylation. The transcript is spliced from 24 exons. NCBI's taxonomy places the organism in Eukaryota, Metazoa, Chordata, Actinopteri, Labriformes, Labridae. The coding region runs from base 2224 to 4272 and encodes 682 amino acids.